Messenger RNA from Odontomachus brunneus, 3927 nucleotides. Its product is annotated as S-formylglutathione hydrolase. Lineage: Eukaryota; Metazoa; Arthropoda; Insecta; Hymenoptera; Formicidae. The transcript has 14 exons. The record is from RefSeq and is a predicted model, not a curated record. The coding region runs from base 69 to 3677 and encodes 1202 amino acids. Gene Ontology annotation, molecular function: S-formylglutathione hydrolase activity. Gene Ontology annotation, biological process: cilium-dependent cell motility; cilium movement; formaldehyde catabolic process. Gene Ontology annotation, cellular component: cytosol; axoneme.
CCGGUACAGUAUUCUUGGAUUGUUAAGAUUAAUUUUACGACUCAUUUCUAGCAGAAAACAGUAUUGCGAUGACGACAACCGACAUAGACGUGAUUCUGAGCCAACUGGGCUGGCAGGAUGGCUUUAGAAUUCCUGUAGCUAAUGAGGAAAACAAACGUUUGGAGGAAGAAAUUGUUAAAAAGACAGCAUGCAGGUUGUCGCUGAACACAAAACUAGAAAACCUAGAGGAACGAUUAAGGAUGAUCAAACAGCACGCUAGCGAUAUCGCGUCGCGUCACGAAUUCAACCAGAAGCUACUUACUGAACACAUGAUCCAGCUGGAGGCAGAAAAUCAUCUCUACCACUUAAGCAGCAAUAUGGAAUCAUCAUUGCGCCAAGAAGCACGCGAAUUUGAAAGGGAAUGGACAGAUGUGAACUGCAGAGUUUCAAAUGUGGAGAAGGAGCUGCUGAAGAUAAGCAAAAAGCUUGUUGAGACCAAGCAGAUAGUUCAUUUUGAUGAGGACAGCCUGCGCAAAUGGGAAGAAACACUUACACGUAAGGAAGAGGAUAAUCAGCUGAUAGAAAGUUACAUGAAGCAGGACACGCAAAAAUAUAAGGAAUUAGAACAGCAACGGCAGAAGCUCAGUACAGAGCUUGAAAUUUAUCGUCAAGCUACCGUGAAAGCCGUCGACGAAGCACAGGAGUUGGAGGUCGUCCUGGAUCGCACGGCGAAAUUGUGUAUGGAGGCGUUGAAGGAGCGCAAGCAGAUGAUAAAUCAGUGGACGCAAAGCGUAAACGUUCUGCGGCAAAGAGACAACGACAUACAAAACUGUCUGAGAGAGAUCGAGACGUUGCGAGAGAUCGAUAAAGAAAAGAAAAGGAACCUCGAAGAAGCUGAACAGUUUUUGAAAGAUCAAGUUUUGAACAACAAGCAACUAGAGGAAUCGAUUAAACAAUCAGAAAGGAAACUUAUUGCUAUCCGAGACGAACAACGUAAAACUGCGGAGAUGAUCGAUAGUUACAACGUCGAAGUCUAUCAUCAAAAGAAGUUGGUAACAGAUCUGGCACGUCGUGUGCAGCAAGUUCGCGCCAACACGAAACGGAAGAAAAUCGAAAUUGACGACAAACGGACAAAGGCGGACGAUUGCAAGAAGCGAAUCGAAGAUUUAACGUCAACGUUAGAAGAGAUCGAGAGUCAAAAGUUGAACGUUGAGGACAGAACAAAACGAUUGGAAAAGAUGAUUGAGCAUAACGAAAAACGGAAAGCCACGAUCAUCAAAGAAUCAAAGCAACUACAGUCCAUGAUUUUACGCACUACGAAUAAAAUUGUGGAACUAGGACACGAAAGAAAAACUCUGCAGAUGCAGACACAGCGUGAACAUAAGAAAAUCGAUCUGCUGGCUGGAUUGUUAGCGAAGGAAAAGAAGCUUUUGGAGGACAAGAGGGAGGCUCUCUAUCAAGUCGAUUUUAACCUACAGAAGUGCGAGAUGAAGCUCGAGCGCAUCAGAGGUCUCGAACAUGACAAGAGCGAAAUCGAGAGGAAGCAGAAGAGAAUAGAAGAGCUACAAGUUGUAUUGAGUGAAAAGACUGCCACGUCCAAGUUGCUGCAAAGCCAGAUCGCCACUUUGGAGCACGACAUGAGAAUGACAUCGAACUGUUUGACGAACGAAAAUAAUGAAAUUGAGCGACUGAGAAGUAAAAAGCAAGACUUGUUGCUGUUGUUAGACGGAGGCGAGAAGCGAUUGAAGGCCGCACAAUUCCGAAAUGAAGAGAGGCAAGUAGAGGAAAAUAUAAUGCGCCUCAGAGUAUCACAGCUCGAGCGAAUGACAUCGAACGUGAGCGACAAGGUGUACAAUUUAGAGAAGUAUCGUCUUCAUCUUGAAGCAGCACUCAAGGAGCGCGCAGCGGAGAUCGCGGCGCAGAAGGAGGCGCUCGCUGUGCAGAAGAGAAUCGCCAACAACGAUUGCUCAGAGCUGCGUGUCGCCAUCGUCGAGAGGAAAAACAGAAUACGACAAUUGCAGGCGCGAUACGAUACCAGCGUCGCGGCGUCCGGCGCCACCCCGGAUGGAGUGCCGAUGAGCACCGCGUAUCUCAAAAUACAGAGCGCUCAGGAACGAUAUCUAUUGCGGGAGCAAGGCGACAAACUGGACGAGACCAUCAAGCGAACCGAACAGGAGAUACGCAGUAUGGAGAACACGUUGCGCGUGGUAAACGUGUGCAAUGACAAAUACAAGGAUAGUCUGGGCGCAGUCGACCAGAACGGACCGGAACAGAUGGAACAGAACAAACUCGACGAGCAGCUGCACAAAGCGCAACAGAAGCAAUGCCAGAGGCAAUCGCAGCUGCAACGAUCGUUCGACGAAUUACAGAAAACACAGAACGAUUACUCUCAACUGCUCGACGAUAUCGAGAAAGCAAAGGAAGAGAGGGAGAAUAAGCAACGAUACUUAUCGAGUGUCGAGAAACAGGUAGCGGAACAGGGAGAGAAGAUGUCUAGAGCCGACAAAUGUCUUCGUAAAGUGCUGAAGGAUAUACAGAAUUUGUAUAUUUACAAAAAAGACGACAUUGUGCUUUUGCAACAGAGGGAGGUAGAUCUACGAGAACUUCAGGAACAGAACGCGUUGGUUCUUCAAGAUAUCGCGGAAUUCACGAUUCGUCACGUGGAAGCCGAAGCGUACGUCAAGAAAUUACUGAUGGCCAAGAAUAUCGAGUUACCAUUUUUCUCUCCGUCGAUUAGAUCGCCCAUUAGUUCAUGCGACAGCUCUGCAGACUCCGCGGAGCAACCUCUGAAGAGCACUAGCCGCGUGAGCGUUUUCACAAUUUCAAAUAACUUCAAAAUGUCUACAUUGACGCAAGUGCAGAGUACAAAAAGUUUUGGAGGAUGGCAAAAAGUAUAUUCGCAUGACAGCACAGAAUUAAGAUGCAAAAUGAAAUUUGCCAUCUACUUGCCACCUCAAGCUGAAGAAGGUCCUGUUCCAGUUAUCUAUUGGUUAUCUGGUCUCACUUGUACUGAAGCAAACUUCAGUGAGAAAGCUGGAGCUCAAAGACAUGCUGCAGAACAUGGUGUGUUGCUUGUUAUACCAGAUACUAGCCCAAGAGGACUAAAUAUUUCUGGAGAAGAUGACAGUUAUGAUUUUGGCAGUGGUGCAGGAUUUUAUGUGGAUGCAACAUGUGAACCAUGGAAGAAAAAUUAUAGAAUGUACAGCUAUAUUAGCAAGGAAUUACCAGCUCUGAUCAAUAAAGAAUUUCCAACUUUGCCUGACAAACAAUCUAUCAUGGGCCACAGUAUGGGAGGGCAUGGUGCUUUAAUAUGUGUUCUUAAAAACCCUGGACAAUAUAAAACUGUCUCAGCAUUUGCACCCAUAAGUAAUCCAAUGCAGUGUCCAUGGGGAAAGAAAGCUUUCUCAGGAUAUCUAGGAGAAACAAAGGAUAAUGACGCGUGGAAACAGUGGGAUGCUACCGAACUGGCAAAAAUAUAUAAUGGACCACCUUUAGAUAUUUUAAUCGAUCAGGGUAAGGAAGAUCAGUUCCUAAAACAAGAACAAUUGUUACCAGAGAAUCUACUAAAUGCUGCAACAAAGGAUAAUGGCAUAGCACUUGUCCUCAGAUUUCAGGAAGGCUAUGAUCACAGCUAUUAUUUUAUAGCUACAUUUAUUGAGGAUCACUUCAAACACCAUAUGAAAUUCCUCAAAAGUUAGAUCCAUCUGAUGUUAUUAUUCUUUUAUUAAGAAAAAAAGAUUUUCAAAAUAACAGAUUACAUAUUUUUUACAGGAACAAAUUAAAAUAAAAAAACCAAACCGUUUUUAAAUAAAAAUUAAGUUACAUAAGUAAUAAUUGUUAUGCAAUUUCUACAUAUAUCAUUGUUUUGUUGAGAAACAAAUUAUAUUUCAUUAUAUAAAAUUGGAUACUAUAAAUAAUAAAAAUAUAUAAUAUAUUCUUUUUCACUUU